AUGCUGGUUGCAUAUGAGGACCUUAAUUGUAAUGAUUUGUACAUCUACAACCUUCGUGAAGAAAUCUUGACAGGCUUGCGCCCGGUGUUCUUCGACUUCGAAGCAAAAAUGGUGCCAAAACCCGAUGGUUUCCAAUGGCCAACUUUGCCAUCCAGAUCACCAUCAUCAUCAGCAAUAAUGGAUGUGUCAAGCUUACAAGAAAGUUUACCGAAAAUUGUUUAUCCAAAACCUCGUUCGACUGAACUACCUAUUUUAAAAGAAUCGAUAAAUGAAGAUGAAGAUUUGUCAAGCGGCUCAGAAAAUGGUGACGAUGAUGAAGAAGAAGAAGAAGAAGAAGAAGAAGAGGAUAUUUAUCUUGAAAGGCCUGCUCAUACCAAUUCACAAAUCAUUGCUUAUGAUGAUACAGAUACUCGAGUGGAUUAUUUGAAUACCCGAUCCCCAUACAUGUUUUUCAAUUCAGAUAUCACCAUCAAAAAUUCCUCCGGUCAUCAUCACCAACACGAUUUACAAAAGAUGGGGAUUUAUAAAUCAAUCUUUGAUCCUACUGAAAUUACAAAUCCUCUUGAGGCGUUGAAACAAUGGAAACACCAAUAUAAUGAUGAAGAAAUCUCUGCGCUUUUCAUGAUUAGUGGUGGGCAUUUUGUCGCCGCAAUCGUCUCGCAUAAACCACGAGUCAUCAAGAAGCAAAUCAGCCCCCAUGAAGCAGGACAAUACCUCUCACAAACCGUUUCUUUCAUUGACCAUAAAUCCUUCCAUCGUUAUACCACACGUAGAAAGCAAGGGGGGUCACAAUCGGCAAUGGAUAAUGCUAAAGGGAAGGCGAAUUCUGCCGGUUCGAGUUUGAGAAGAUAUAAUGAACAAGCCCUUGCCAACGACGUGAGAGAAGCUAUCAAAGGCUGGGCACCAUAUUUAAGCAAAUGCAAAUCGAUCUUUAUCAAGGCUAAUAAUGUCCGGAACUUCAGAUUGAUUGUCAGUGGCGACGAUAUUACUGACAACACUAAAAAAAAUAAAGAAUUCGAAUUGUAUAAGAAUGAUCCAAGAAUCAAGAAAUUCCCAUUCACCACCAAAAGACCAACUAUCCAAGAAUUACGUCAUGCUUGGGUGGCAUUGACGUAUCUUACCCCGGUUAACCUUCCAAAAAUUGAUGAUCGUUCACGACUUGCCAAACAGAAACAACAACAAUUGCAAUCCUCCAAAUCAUUAUCAUCGUCAUCAACGAGUUCCACUGUCACCACUACUAGCCAAGCAUCACCAGAAACCCCGGAGAUUAAACACACCAACGAAUUGAUAGGAUUGUUAAAGAAAUCCAAAGCUCCGGCAUUAAUUGCGUAUUUACGUCGUAAUAAAAUCGACGUGAACUCCUCACUUGAACCAUUAGUAAAACACCAUAAAGCCCCGACUUUACUCCACUGGGCUGCUGAGCAACGUCAAUCUCAUAUGAUCUACGUACUUUUGGUGACCCUCAAAGCCGAUGCCACUAUCAAGAGCAAUUCGGGGAAAACUGCGUUUGAUUUGCUUGCCAGUGGUGGUGACGAUCGUUGCAGCGGCGACGAUAUCAAGUGUCAAAGAUCGUUCCAAAAGGCAAGAUUCAAAUUAGGAGAGAGUUAUUGUGAUUGGGAUGGUAAUUCUGGGGCACAUAUGGUGAACUUCCCAGGGUUAAGUGAAGAAGAUAUAAUUGCUUUGGAAGCCAAAGAAUUGGAACGCGAACGGAAAGCAAGGGAACAGAUGGUGGCGGAAGAGAAAAGUAAACUUCGACAAGAAAGUGUCACCCGAAAAUUCGGUAGCGACGGAAAAGUAUUGGAUGGGGGUAGUAUGGCCAAAAUAGAUAAGCAAAUUGUCCAAAGUUUGAGUGAAGACGACCGAAGAAAAUUGGAAAGAGAAAGAAGGGCAAGGGCGGCAGAGGCACGGUUUGGUAAAAAGUGA
Messenger RNA from Saccharomycopsis crataegensis, 1923 nucleotides. It is a transcript of the gene VMS1, whose product is annotated as Vms1p. Lineage: Eukaryota; Fungi; Ascomycota; Saccharomycetes; Ascoideales; Saccharomycopsidaceae. The record is from RefSeq and is a predicted model, not a curated record. The transcript has a single exon. The coding region runs from base 1 to 1923 and encodes 640 amino acids.